Caretta caretta (loggerhead turtle) is the source of this 8797-nucleotide messenger RNA. It is a transcript of the gene DOCK4, whose product is annotated as dedicator of cytokinesis 4. The record is from RefSeq and is a predicted model, not a curated record. Gene Ontology annotation, molecular function: guanyl-nucleotide exchange factor activity; GTPase activator activity; small GTPase binding. Lineage: Eukaryota; Metazoa; Chordata; Testudines; Cheloniidae. Gene Ontology annotation, biological process: small GTPase-mediated signal transduction; cell chemotaxis. Gene Ontology annotation, cellular component: cytoplasm; plasma membrane.
GCGGGGCUGAGUCAAUCACAACAAUGACUUCUCGGCUGGAGCCCGAGCAGCGCGGCUGAGCCCCGCCGAGCAGCGGCAGCGGCGGCGGCGGCGCUGGGCAGAGGGGUUGGCUGGGCGCUGCCGCUCUCAUUGUUCGCCGAGGGACAGAACCACGCUGUGAGCAUGUGGAUCCCUACAGAGCACGAGAAAUACGGCGUGGAGCCCCUGGUAUUGCCAACUGCAAGAAGUCGGAUACCAGUUUGGUUCAUUCAAUGACAGUCCCCUGGUUUGGAAUCUUGAGAACCAAUAGAAAAUGCGAUGAGAUCUUUUUGACCCAGUGGAAAUGUGACUUUCUGCUGUACCACGUCCUGUUUUAUUUCUGCACUACAAACUGUUGAACUGGAUCCAAGUGAUAGCCAGUUUUCGAGGAACAGUCCCACAUGGCUUAUCAUUGGAGAUUGGAGACACAGUUCAAAUACUAGAAAAAUGUGAUGGCUGGUACAGAGGAUUUGCCUUAAAAAACCCAAAUAUCAAGGGUAUAUUUCCAUCCAACUAUAUUCACUUGAAAAAUGCGUGUGUUAAGAACAAAGGGCAGUUUGAAAUGGUUAUUCCAACAGAAGACUCCGUUAUCACAGAGAUGACAUCAACUUUAAGAGACUGGGGGACAAUGUGGAAACAACUUUAUGUGAGAAAUGAAGGGGAUCUUUUUCAUCGACUAUGGCACAUAAUGAAUGAAAUCCUGGACCUGAGAAGGCAGGUGCUUGUUGGCCAUCUUACCCAUGACCGGAUGAAGGAUGUAAAACGGCAUAUCACUGCUCGCCUGGAUUGGGGCAAUGAGCAGUUGGGGCUAGACUUGGUUCCAAGAAAAGAAUAUGCUAUGGUGGAUCCUGACGAGAUCAGUAUUACAGAACUCUAUAGGCUGAUGGAGCAUCGUCAUCGAAAGAAAGACACUCCUGUGCCAGCAAGCAGCCACCAUCUUUUUGUGCAGAUGAAGAGUCUGAUGUGUUCCAAUCUGGGAGAGGAACUGGAAGUCAUCUUCUCACUGUUUGAUAGUAAAGAGAAUCGACCAAUUAGCGAGAGGUUUUUUUUAAGACUGAAUAGGAAUGGUUUGCCAAAAUGUCCAGAGAAGCCAGAAAGACAUUGUUCUCUCUUUGUGGAUUUGAGUAGCAGUGAACUCAGGAAGGACAUCUACAUCACUGUGCACAUUAUCCGCAUAGGCCGAAUGGGAGCUGGAGAAAAGAAAAAUGCUUGCAACGUACAAUACCGACGGCCCUUUGGCUGUGCAGUCCUCAGCAUUGCAGAUCUACUGGCAGGAGACUCAAAGGAUGACCUUAUCUUAAAAGUAUACAUGUGCAACACAGAGAGUGACUGGUAUCAGAUCCAUGAAAACAUCAUCAAAAAGCUAAACGUUCGUUACAACCUGACAGGCUCCAAUGCUGGUCUGGCAGUUUCUCUUCAACUGUUUCAUGGAGACAUUGAACAAAUUAGGAGAGAUUACACAUCCAUGUUUACUCAUGGGGUAUCAAUAACAAGAAAGCUGGGUUUUUCCAAUAUUAUCAUGCCUGGCGAAAUGAGGAAUGAUUUGUACAUCACUAUAGAAAGAGGAGAAUUUGAAAAAGGAGGAAAAAGUGUGGCCAGAAACGUGGAAGUGAUGAUGCACAUUGUAGACAGUUGUGGCCAAAUUUUAAAGGAUUUUAUCUCCUUUGGCUCUGGAGAGCCGCCAGCUAGCAAGUUCCAUUCCUUUGUGCUUUAUCACAACAACAGUCCCAGAUGGGCUGAGCUGCUGAAACUUCCUAUUCCUGUGGAUAAAUUCAGGGGAGCACACAUCCGCUUUGAAUUUCGGCAUUGUUCUACAAAAGAAAAGGGCGAGAAGAAGUUGUUUGGCUUUUCUUUCGUGCCCCUGAUUCAGGAAAAUGGGAGGACAUUGCCAGAUGGCACUCAUGAACUCAUUGUGCACAAGUGUGAAGAAAACACAAACCUUCAGGAUUCUAGUCGCUACCUCAAACUCCCCUUUUCAAAGGGAAUUCUCCUAGGGAAUAACCACCAAGCAAUAAAAACCACUAAAGAGUCUUUCUGGAUUACGUCUUUUCUCUGCUCCACUAAACUCACACAAAAUGGGGAUAUGCUUGACCUUCUUAAGUGGAGAGCCCACCCAGACAAAAUAGCAGGUUGCCUCACAAAAUUAAAAGAAAUCGAUGGUUCAGAAAUAGUAAAGUUUCUUCAAGACACACUGGAUACUUUAUUUGGCAUUUUAGAUGAAAAUUCCCAAAAAUAUGGGUCAAAAGUAUUUGAUUCUUUGGUUCACAUAAUAAAUUUGCUACAGGACAGCAAGUUUCAUCAUUUUAAGCCAGUAAUGGACACUUACAUUGAAAGUCAUUUUGCAGGUGCACUUGCAUACAGAGAUCUUAUAAAAGUACUUAAGUGGCAUGUUGAUCGAGUAACAGACAUGGAGAUACAAGAGCAUAUCCAUGAAGUGUUAAAGGCACAAGAAUAUGUCUUUAAAUAUAUAGUUCAGUCUCGGAGGCUUUUCUCGCUUGCUACUGGUGGACAAAAUGAGGAGGAAUUCCGCUGCUGUAUUCAAGAGCUGCUUAUGUCAAUACGAUUUUUCCUUUCCCAAGAGAGCAAAGGGGCUAGCGCUUUAACUCAAUCACAAGCUGUUUUUCUCUGCUCCUUCCCAGCUGUAUACUCUGAGCUGCUGAAGCUCUUUGAUGUGCGAGAGGUGGCAAACUUGGUGCAUGAUACUCUGGGCAGCUUGCCAACUAUCAUGCAUGUGGAUGAAUCCCUUCAAGCUGUUAAACUGCAGUGCAUUGGUAAAACAGUGGAAAGUCAACUAUACACUCAUCCAGAUUCCAGAUAUAUUCUUCUUCCAGUAGUUUUACAUCACCUCCACAUGCAUUUACAAGAGCAGAAGGAUCUUACAAUGUGUGCACGUAUCCUUAGCAACAUAUUUUGUUUCAUAAAGAAAAAUAGCUCAGAAAAAUCCGUCUUGGAAGAAAUAGAUGUGAUUGUGAACAGCUUGCUAGAUAUACUGCUGAGAACCAUAUUAGAGAUCACAAGCAGACCUCAGCCAUCAGGGUCUGCGAUGCGCCUGCAGUUUCAAGAUGUGACCGGGGAAUUUGUUUCCUGUCUCUUGUCACUAUUACGACAAAUGACCGAUAGACAUUACCAGCAACUUCUUGAUAGAUUCAGCACAAAGGAUGACCUGAGAGAUUUCCUGCUGCAAAUUUUUACUGUGUUUCGAAUACUCAUACGACCUGAGAUGUUUCCAAAAGACUGGACUGUGAUGCGUUUGGUUGCAAACAAUGUUAUUAUUACAACAGUCCUAUAUCUUUCGGAUGCCCUUCGUAAGAACUUCCUAAAUGAAAACUUUGAUUAUAAGAUCUGGGAUUCCUACUUUUACCUUGCUGUCAUUUUUAUAAACCAAUUAUGUCUGCAACUGGAGAUGUUCACACCUUCCAAGAAGAAAAAAGUGUUGGAAAAAUAUGGUGACAUGCGGGUAACAAUGGGAUGUGAAAUCUUCAGCAUGUGGCAAAAUUUAGGGGAACAUAAACUUCACUUCAUCCCAGCUCUCAUUGGCCCCUUCCUAGAAGUGACACUGAUACCGCAGCCUGACCUACGGAAUGUAAUGAUUCCCAUUUUCCAUGACAUGAUGGAUUGGGAACAAAGGCGCAGUGGCAACUUCAAACAGGUGGAGGCAAAACUGAUUGACAAAUUGGAUAGCUUGAUGUCAGAAGGCAAAGGUGACGAAACGUACCGAGAGCUCUUCAACAGCAUAAUUCCACUCUUUGGUCCCUAUCCUAGCCUACUGAAGAAAAUUGAGCGGGAAACGUGGAGAGAAAGUGGUGUUUCAUUAAUUGCCACUGUAACGCGACUAAUGGAAAGGUUACUGGACUACAGGGACUGCAUGAAAAUGGGAGAAGUGGAUGGUAAAAAGAUUGGCUGCACUGUUAGCCUGUUGAAUUUUUAUAAGACUGAACUGAAUAAGGAGGAGAUGUAUAUUCGCUACAUCCAUAAGCUAUAUGACCUGCAUCUGAAAGCACAAAACUUCACAGAGGCUGGCUACACACUAUUGCUGUACGAUGAGCUAUUAGAAUGGUCUGACCGGCCAUUGAGAGAAUUUCUAAACUAUCCCAUGCAAACAGAGUGGCAGCGCAAAGAGUAUCUUCACCUUACAAUCAUCCAGAACUUUGACCGGGGAAAGUGUUGGGAGAAUGGCAUCAUCUUAUGCAGGAAGAUUGCAGAGCAGUACGAGAGCUAUUAUGACUACAGAAAUCUCAGCAAGAUGAGGAUGAUGGAAGCCUCUUUGUAUGAUAAAAUCAUGGAUCAACAACGUUUGGAGCCAGAGUUUUUCAGAGUUGGAUUUUAUGGGAAAAAGUUUCCAUUUUUCUUGAGAAAUAAGGAGUUUGUUUGCCGAGGACAUGACUAUGAGAGACUGGAGGCUUUCCAACAGCGAAUGUUGAAUGAGUUCCCACAUGCCAUUGCUAUGCAACAUGCCAAUCAGCCCGAUGAGACCAUCUUUCAGGCAGAAGCACAGUAUCUGCAGAUCUAUGCAGUGACACCAAUUCCUGAAAGCCAGGAGGUCCUGCAGAGAGAGGGCAUCCCAGAUAACAUCAAGAGUUUUUAUAAAGUGAAUCACAUCUGGAGAUUCCGAUACGACAGGCCAUUCCACAAAGGGACCAAAGACAAGGAGAAUGAAUUCAAGAGUCUAUGGGUGGAAAGAACAACAUUGAUCUUAGUGCAGAGUUUACCUGGGAUAUCCCGUUGGUUCGAAGUGGAAAAACGUGAAGUAGUGGAAAUGAGUCCCCUCGAGAAUGCUAUUGAAGUGCUGGAAAAUAAGAACCAACAGCUGAGAACUCUGAUUAGUCAGUGUCAGACCCGACAGAUGCAGAAUAUAAACCCACUCACAAUGUGUCUGAAUGGGGUCAUAGAUGCAGCAGUUAAUGGUGGAGUUGCUAGGUACCAAGAGGCAUUCUUUGUGAAGGAAUAUAUAUUGAACCACCCAGAGGAUGGGGAGAAGAUCACACGCUUGAGAGAGCUGAUGCUUGAGCAGGCCCAGAUUCUAGAAUUCGGAUUAGCUGUACAUGAGAAGUUUGUGCCUCAGGAUAUGAGACCUUUACACAAAAAGCUAGUAGAUCAGUUCUUUGUGAUGAAGUCAAGUUUGGGAAUACAGGAAUUCUCUGCAUGUGUGCAAGCUAGUCCGGUUCACUUUCCUAAUGGAAGCCCUCGUGUAUGUAGAAAUUCAGCGCCUGCUUCUAUGAGCCCAGAUGGUGCCAGGGUAAUUCCUAGACGCAGUCCAUUAAGUUACCCAGCUGUAAACAGAUAUUCAUCCUCCUCAUUGUCAUCACAAGCCUCUGCUGAAGUCAGCAAUAUCACUGGGCAAUCAGAAAGCUCUGACGAAGUUUUCAACAUGCAGCCAAGUCCAUCUACCUCAAGCUUGAGUUCUACUCAUUCCGCUUCACCUAAUGUGACCAGCUCUGCUCCAUCCAGUGCCAGAGCUUCUCCUUUGUUAUCUGACAAACAUAAGCAUUCCAGAGAAAAUUCUUGCCUGUCCCCAAGAGAGAGGCCAUGCAGUGCCAUCUACCCGAUUCCUGCAGAACCUUCACAGCCUAUAAACUCUUGCUUUGCCAAGUGGAAUGCGGCCUCCGUUCCGCGCUGUACCAGAGAUUCACCAAGAGAGCGUGAGGAGCCGCUAUGCCCACUCUCCACUCUCCCAGAGGCUCACCUGACAGAAAAAUCUCCCAAUCUAUCUCUACCUUCAGUGUCCCCAGACAGGAGAAUGCUGUUUAAUCAUAUCGGAGAUGGUGCUUUGCCCCGAAGUGAUCCUAACCUGUCUGGCCCUGAGAAAGCUGUAAACACCACCCCCAGCAGCUGGAGCCUGGACAAUGGGAAAGAAGCUAGGAACAUGUCAGAAAGUGGAAAGCUUAUGUCUCCCCCUGUGCCACCAAGACCCACACAAACUGCUUCACCAGCAAGGCAUGUGGCUUCGGUUUCCCCUUCUCCUGCUGGCAGAUCUCCAAUGAAGGGAUCCAUGCAAUCAUUUACCCCAUCUCCAGUGGAAUGUCAUUCCUCGGGGCUCAUAUCCAACUCCCCAGUCUUGUCAGGAAGUUACAGCAGUGGAAUCUCUUCGCUUAGCCGAUGCAGCACAUCAGAAACGUCUGGCUUUGAAAGUCAAGGGAGUGAACAGACUAUUCCAAACUACAGUGUUUCUGAGGAGCCAAUGAGAAAAGAAAGUAAAACGCCGCCACCUUACAGCGUUUAUGAACGAACUUUGAGACGGCCUGUUCCGCUACCUCACAGCCUCUCCAUCCCUGUCACUGCAGAUCCACCAGCACUUCCACCCAAACCCCUGCUGGCGCGGCCAAACAAUCAGGAAAACAGUAGCCGGAGGACUGAACAGCUUCCUCGGCCCAGGCCUCUUCCUCGGAAAGUGUCCCAGUUAUAAGAAGUCACUUUUAUAUGUACUUGCAAUGACUUCUUUACCGUUUAUGAAAUAAUAUUUAAAAAGAUUUAAAUACAUUUAGUGUAGGCACUUUAAUAUUUUACCCAAUUUUCUUUUAAAUGCUUAUUAAUAUUAUGUUGCACAUUAUUAAAUAAAAUUAAUAAUUUUGAUUGCCAGGUAUUACAGGAAGCAUGAAUGAGAGAAUUUUGUUAAUUUCAAGGUGGUAAAUAUGGAUGCAUAGCUUUUUGAUAUCUUAUGUUCAUUUUUAUAAAAUAUAAUUUAAUUAAAUCUAAAACCCCACAAGCUCUCAUUUACAUUAGUUGUAUGCUUUUUACAAAACGUAGGCUAUGCUAACUGAGCUAAUCACGAGAAAGAAAUGCACGCUUUCUAACAACAUUGUUUGUAGGCUAGGACAUUUCUGCAAGUAGGCUGAAGGUUGUUCCCCUUUCCCCAUGAGCAGGGGGUUGGUCAAUUUGGUGGUGGUGGCAGAGGAAGAGGAGGGGUUUUAAUGCAAGUUACCCCGCAGUAAAAAGUUGUAAGGGCAUGGGUUAGAGUGAGUUCUUGAAACAAAAUACUACUUUUGUGUUGCUUUUUAAGAGUAACAAAUAUCCACAUUUCAUUCAGUGUAGAUCACCUUUCUGGGAAUUAAGUUCAUAGAAUCAUAGAAUAUCAGGGUUGGAAGGAACCUCAGGAGGUCAUCUAAUCCAACCCCCUGCUCAAAGCAGGACCAAUCCCCAAUUUUUGCCCCCAAUCCCUAAAUGGCUGCCUCAAGGAUUGAGCUCACAACCCUGGGUUUAGCAGGUCAAUGCUCAAACCACUGAGCUAUCCCUCCCCCCCUUAAGUUGUUUGUUGAUAAGCUCUUUAGUCCUAUAACAGUAGCUUAUCUCCUGUAUCUGGUGCACUUCUUUCUUUUUAUGGUGCGAUUUACCUUUACUCUUUCAGUUAGCCCAUACAGGGAAAAAAAAUCUCAUUAACAGUUAGUUGGAGGUUUUCUCCUGUCUUUGAAAGUUAACUUAAAAAAAAAACCCUCUGUACCAGAAGAACAAAUAUCCAGAUAUUCUAGAGGCACAAAUGAAUGUGUCCCGUUACUAAGGAUACACAAGAAUCGAUACUGAUUAGUAUCAAAUCAAUGCAGUGAGUGAACAAAUUUAAAGAAUAAGAAUCACUGGGUAUGUAUCAAUAAAUUUUUAAAAGAUUCAGGGCAUUAAUUCACAAUUCUGCACAAAUUAGCAAAAUUCCUAACAGCUCUUCAUGUAUAUUCUUAUGAGUGGAGGUUUUUGUUAUUGUUUGUUUUGUUUUAACUUAGUUGAUCAUUGUCAUCUUUACUGAAGGAAGAUGUAGUAGACAGUUCUAGGUUGAAUUUCACUAGAUAGCAUCCGUAAAGCUAUGGAAAGCUAAUGCCCAGUCGUAGGAGUGUGGAAAAAGCACCUUGUGUAUGUACUUUUCGUAGCUCUCUUUCUUUUUCUUACUGUUUUUAACACUUGGUUGACAACAGAUUUAUGAACUGUAUUUUAAAUCAUGUUAAAAAUAUUCUCCUUUUUUGGGGAAGCUCAUGUUGAUUUUAAUUGUUUGCUUUGUUGAUUGCUUAACUUGAAGAAAGUGACCACUUUUUAUAUUCUCUCAAUGAAACCUUCAGCAGGUAUGUGCUGUUGAUGGUAGCUAUAGAGGUUUUCUAUAAUAAAUGUUCAAGUAUUUUUGUACAUAACUGGUUAAUUUUAAUGAGGAGCGUACCAUUAUGUGAAAAAAGAAGCAAACAGUUGUGUAUGCAGUAAGAUUGUUAUAAUUAUGCCAAAUACUUUACGUAUGGAAAAAAGAAUAUUUGUACAUAUGUGCUUUUAACAAUAAUUCUGCCAUAUUGACUUUACAAUUUUGAAUGUCAGAAAAAAUUAAUAUAUGUUAAAAUAUUUAUGUUUUAGUGAAAGUAUUCAUAACUGAAAAAGGAACAUAUGAAUUUUAGCUUUGUAUCUUGCCUAUUUUGAAGUCUGAAAUUCCUUGAACUAGCUCUUGUUUUUGACUAUAACAUUUUUGUGUCUGUAACCACAUUAUAAAAGAUGUAGAAGGCUACAUAUUUAUGCUGGUAUAAAGAGGUAAUGCCUGAGAUUUAACUAAGGUGUCACAAGUAAGAUAACAAAGCUGCUUUGAUUUUUUUUCUCCUGUGUAGUUUAAUAGAUUGGUUGUCUAGUGCUUGAGCACAGUAUGAAUCAGUGUUGUUUGCUCCUGAAGCCAUUUAUUUUAUUUCUGGCAGUGAGCAGAAUUGUUGAAUUUAUCAUUUGCAUAUAUUAUUGAAGUCAGCUUUGCAGCAAAACAUUUCAUGAGGUUUCUGUUUACCCAGAUGCUCAUAUAGGUUGCUGCAGAAUAAAGUUACUUGAUUAAUCUUUA